GAUCCCCUCCACUCCCUGUCUCUCUCUCUGCGGAGGCAGCAGCAGCAGCACCACCAGCGUGUGUUUGUGGUGGGGGAGUGGGCAGUGCUCCCAGCCAGCUCCCUGAUCCUGUUAGACCAUCUGCCCUAGGCUCAAGGCUGCUCCACAGGCACCAUGCGGAGGGCCCUGCUGUUUGUAGCCAUUCUGGCCAUCAGCCUGGCUUACAGUUUUGGGGCUGUCUGUGAGGACUCACAGGAGCAGGUGGUGCCUGGUGGGGGCCACAACAAGAAGGACUCGGACCUCUACGAGUUGCCCUCGUCCUUGCUCCGGAAACUCUAUGAUGGCCGCUCAGUCUCUCUGGAUGGAUUGCUCAAAAUGCUGAGCAAGGCUAGCGUGGAUCCUAAGGAAUCGCCACUUCCCCAGAAACGUGACAUGCAUGACUUCUUUGUGGGACUUAUGGGCAAGAGGAACAUCCAGCCAGACACUUCUAUUGAUGUAAACCAAGAGAAUGUCCCCAGCUUUGGCACCCUCAAGUAUCCCCCCAGUGUGGAAUGAGCACUCUGCUUCUGGAUCCCUGGGCUGCAUUGUGAAGACACCUGUCACCCCCUCCCAACCCCCAGCUGCAUGUGCUCCUAUUCUCCUUUCUCUCCCCCAUCCUUGUAUCACUGUUGCACUUUGACUCCUUCCCCAUCCCUCUACCCCACCGUGAUGUAGAAGCUGCAGAGUGAGCAUCCUCAGUCCCCUUGGGCAUUGACUAUAGAUUCCCCUGGGGUUUCUGGAGUGUCCUCUGUUAAAAAUAAGACGUCUCUUUCUACUCCUCAACAAUAAAGGAUUUUCAC
This is a messenger RNA of Zalophus californianus (California sea lion), 818 nucleotides long. RefSeq names its product tachykinin precursor 3 (gene TAC3). The transcript is spliced from 7 exons. The record is from RefSeq and is a predicted model, not a curated record. Gene Ontology annotation, biological process: tachykinin receptor signaling pathway; positive regulation of blood pressure. The coding region runs from base 154 to 534 and encodes 126 amino acids. Lineage: Eukaryota; Metazoa; Chordata; Mammalia; Carnivora; Otariidae.